AUGUCACUUUUCGACCAAGCUUGGAUGAAAGAUGUACUUGGAGGACCUGCAUGUUAUGCUGCAGUCGGAGGUCACAUGGCAUAUGCUCAGCAAGCUCAGGAGUUGGUUAUCAAUGAGAGCAUCAUACUGCAAACUCUUGGUUUUGAAGUGGGUGUUGUACAUCCACAUACACAUGUUGUCAAAUGCACUCAGAUGAUAAGAGCCAGCAAGGACCUGUCCCAGAGCUCCUAUUUCUUAGCGACCAACAGCCUUCACCUGACCACAUUCUGCCUGAAGUACAAGCCAACUGUUGUAGCCUGUGUUUGCAUUCACCUAGCCUGUAAAUGGACUCAGUGGACGAUUCCCAAGUCCAAUGAUGGGAAAGGCUGGUGGGAGUAUGUUGACCCAUCUGUUACAGAGGCCCACCUUGAUGACUUGACAAGAGAGUUUCUGAACAUCAUUGACCGCUGUCCUGCUCGCCUAAAGAAGAGAAUAAUGGGAUACAACAAGAGCGCCAACUCUGCUAAAGAUGUUAAACGACCAAGAUCUGAAGGCCAAUCUAGUAGUGAGAAUUCACAGCAAGCUGGGAGUUCCACCCAAGUUGACAGCAAGGCAUCCACCAGCUCAUCAGUUUAUGAUUUCUCAUUUGAUUCAAAGCCAGCUAGCGGAUUUGACCAGUAUUCAGACAGUGAAGAUUCAAAAUGUGAAGAACCUUCCUCUCAAAAGACUGAACCCACUGUUCAAAAGAGUGAAAAGAAAGUAAAAGUAUCCAUUGAAGAGUACAAGAAGAGCAAAGAUAGAGAACGUAAAGAAAAAGAUAUACUUGCAAAGCAGCAACAACGUUCUAGUGCAGGGGAUAAGCCUGAUACAGGUGGAGUGGGAAGUAGUAGGGCAUUACCUAAAGAUUUCAUCAAACAGGGGCCAAAGCUUUUGCCUAGUAACAUCGAAAACAUAAUCAGUUCAAAAGAAAGAAUACCUUAUGGGCUAGAAAAGUUAUCCUCAGGAAAAGAGUCUGUUCACCUUCCACAUGAAAAAUCUCACACAGGUCAUGACAGAAUACCCUCUAAUCAUGAAAAACGUCCAUCCCAGGAUAAACAUCUAUCAGGGUCCAAGAGAACUUUACCGUCUCAUGAUAAAAUGCAUUCAGGGCAUACAAAGGGACCAUCUGGGCCUGACAGGUUAUCUACAGAAAGAAAUUCUGGAAUUGAAAAGCCUUUUUCAAGUCAUGGGAGAGAUCCUGUUCGACCACUUGUUCAUGACCAGACUUCUUCAAGCCUUGGGAUAAGACCACAGGAUAAAGUUGCUGCCUCAUCUCUUGGUUCAGCGAAGCAUUCCGGAAGUGCAAAGCAGAAGGAUCAUAGGAGAUCAGAGCUUCACAUACCUGCAUCUGCAGGAAGUAGUAAAGAAGCACCGAGUUUACCAACUGAAAGGACGUUAUCAGUCAAGGUAAAAGAUGUCUUAGGAAAAGAGCACGGGCAAAGAAGCUAUGCUCAGGCUGUCAAAUCGGCAAAGCAUCAAAAGGAGCACACGAGUAGACCUGAACAUCCCACUUUGCAUCCAGAAAAAGCUGUCAAAGAAAGAAAACCAGAAGCUCCAAAAGAAUCUCUGCAUAUUAUGAGAGAAGAACCAGAACAAGAGCAUGCCACUCAGGGAACUCUUGAUCUUCUUAAUCAGAUAAGUGCAGAAAUCAUGAAAGACAUUGAAAAAGAAACCACAAAUCCUACAGAUCCUGUUGUUUCUCAUCCUGUGCCUAUUCUCCAAAGUGUAAAGAAGGAAUCAAGGAUUCCAGAAGAUUUGAAAGAUAGAUUACAGGUACCACCUGUACCAACUUCUGUCAAACCUGUUGAAAAGUCACAUGGGGAAUCUGAGAGUGAUGAUAUCAUUGCUGAUGUGGUUUCUCCUUUAGGCGCCAUUCUUGAAGAAAGAAAUGAUCGGCAUGAAAGCAAAGAGGAAAGAAGAGAAGAAAGGGAAAGAAAAAGAGAAGAUAGGGAAAGACGAAGAGAAGGACAUCGGUCAAAGAAAGAUGAAAAAAGGCAUAAAUCCCACAAGCACCGUCAUCGUUCUCCAGGUUCUUCUCAUAAACAUAGUUUGGAAAAUGAUAACGGUGAAGGCAGUGGGGACAUGGCCCCUUCCAAAAAGCAAAGGCUUGAUCAAGCCGGUUCUACACACACCGUCCUGACUACAUCAAAGGGAAUUAAAUUAAAGAUUAAAGGUUUAGGCAACUCUUUUAACAAUGGUAGUGAACAUGGAAAAGAUACUGAGAAAGCAAAUGAAAACUGUGAUUCUCCAGGCAGUGUUUCACUGAAAUUGAACUUGAGCAAAUUGACUUCUUCUCCUCGAGAAACGGGUAAGGAGAGGGAUAGCAAUCAUCACCAUCAUCACCACCACAGAUCUCACCAUAAACACAAAUCCAGGCAUUCCCGAAGCAAAGAUGGACACCGUAAGCACUCUGUUAGCCCUGGACCAUCUAGUGCUUCAGAUGCUUCACCUGCCAUCUCCCCAUCCAAGAAGAAAACUGUGGAGAUGUAUGAGACAGCAACAAACCUACAAAAUCAAUCUUUACUUGACCUACCUAUGCCACCAAGUAUCUCAAAAACUUCAUCUCGUCAUGCCUCGCCAGUCACCAAGCAUGGCAAACGGAAAAGAGAAUCCAAUCCUCCCCUACCUAAUGAAGAUGUCCCUCCUCCGCCACCACCACCACCCCAAUCCAAAUACAGGUUACCUGCCAGUUCUAGUUUGCAAUCUAUGCAGUUUUCCACCAUUGAUGCUUCUGCUUUGUAUGAUAUUCAACCUCCUUUACCAAGUGGAAGACCCAGAGAGCAAAGACCCCCACCACCUCCUCCAGUUACUACUUCCCAAAGAAGACCCCAUCUUCCACAUUAAAAUUCAAUCUGGUGGAUCUGGCCAUAUUAAUUUCUCUCCCAACUUUGCUUGGACAUUUAUUUUAUAUCUAUUUUUUACAGAUUGGUGAUAAAAAGAUUAUGACUGAAAGGUGCUGUAAUAUCAAACCAGGUCUUCUCUUUUACAAGAAUCCCCCAUACUGCAUUCACCCGUAUAUGCAUAGGUUACACUGCUAAUCAAGCGAAUGCAUCUAAAUACACACACACACACAUAUAAUAUGUGAUGAAAAGCUGAAGACAAAUUUCACAAUGGGUAAUUAAUGAAUGCAGAAUGUGAUGUUCAAAUAUUUUGUUGUUGAAUCUUCUUCAUUUUGAAUUUUGUGCUGCUUAAUGCAAUUGGACAGUUUGUUUUUUUGUUUCAAUCCCCCUCCUGUGAAGAGUUUUUUAAAAGUGGAUUUGGCAAAAAGUCUUGUGAUGUUUUGGUAUACAGUACUCGUGAAAAAAAAUGAUCAUAAGUGAUUUAUAUCAUUUCUGGUGGAUUAUCUUAUUUCUAAUUCAUGAAUUACUUGUGAAAGAGAAGGGGGAAAAAAGAAACAUGUUCGAAGAGAACAAAAAAUGAAGAAAAAAAAUCAUAUAAAGCAUGUACAUACCUUAUAUUGUGUACAUUGUAAGAGGUGAAUUAGUUCAUGUGUAACAUGUAUGAACAAUCUUUAUCAUAUCAUUUCUUUGUAUAAACCUAUCAAAAGAUAUAUGAAAUAUUAGGUAUCUAAAGAAGAAAUAAGGAAUACUGAUAUUUUGUAUUAACAUAUGAGCUGGUUCUGAGGCUAUGUUUUUGUAUGAUAUGUAAAGUUGCACUUAAAAAAGAAUAACAUUAAAUUAUUCUCAGGAAAUGUUAGUCUUAUUCAACAUGUACAGAUUACUGAAGAAAUAACUUUCAAAGAGCAUGAAAAUCAAGAAGUGUGAAUCUCAUUGGUGGAUAAUUUUAAGGUUUUUAUUAAGGGGGAGGGGUCUUUUUUUUUAAAUAAGUAGCCCUUUUACUUCUUUGUCAGAGGUUUAAUACAAGGAAGUGAUAUUUUGCAAAGUAUGUUGUACUGUACUUCAGUUUAUACAGGAAAUCUUACCCCAAAUGAUAAACAUGUGUGAUGAAAAUUAGAUUUAAUAUGAGCUUUUAUGUAUAAUACCAUUAAGAUGUGUUGGUGAAAAAAAUUUAGCAAGGUAUUCUGUAUGCAUUUUUUCUCUAUGAUCACAACCCUUUGUAUGAUUGGGAGCUGGGGAGUGUAAAAGAUAUUGUGAAUGAAUACCAUAUCACCAGAAAUAGUUCCCCACACACCAAAGAACUAUAUCAACUUCCUUGCUUGAAAAAAAAAACACCACAUAGUGGCUAUGCCCAUGUUAU
Lytechinus pictus (painted urchin) is the source of this 4215-nucleotide messenger RNA. Its product is annotated as cyclin-T-like. The coding region runs from base 1 to 2862 and encodes 953 amino acids. The transcript has 8 exons. Lineage: Eukaryota; Metazoa; Echinodermata; Echinoidea; Temnopleuroida; Toxopneustidae. Gene Ontology annotation, biological process: regulation of transcription by RNA polymerase II; positive regulation of DNA-templated transcription, elongation. Gene Ontology annotation, molecular function: cyclin-dependent protein serine/threonine kinase activator activity. The record is from RefSeq and is a predicted model, not a curated record. Gene Ontology annotation, cellular component: cyclin/CDK positive transcription elongation factor complex; nucleus.